ACAGAGGACUCGCAGAGCCGGCGUCUUAUCUGACUGAUCACACAACAUCAGGUUGUUGUUUGAUAGCGAAAGAGAAAGCACGCUGAACCUUUCUCCUGCAGAGGAAUGGCAACCACUUCUCAGAAAUACAUGGACUUCGUGCGUGAGCCGUUGUGGAACAAGCCGGUGACGGCGAUACCAGGGAUUGGGGAGGAGCUGGACCAGAGGCUGCGGGAACGGGGCUUCUACAAUGCCGACAGGGUUAUGAAACUUUUCGUGCAGUAUGGGAGAGACACGGAGAGCUUCAAGACCUGGCUGAUGUGCGUCAUCGGCUCCCCCCCCUACAUGGCCGAGCUCUGCGCUCAAGCCCUGUGGGAGUGGUCCAACAUCCAUCUCUGAGCCCCCCCUGCUGUGCUUCUGGGACCCGGGAUCUGGUGGUGGUUCCAGGAUCUGGUGGUGGUUCCAGGAUCUGGUGGUGGUUCCAGGAUCUGG
Cololabis saira (Pacific saury) is the source of this 471-nucleotide messenger RNA. Its product is annotated as barrier-to-autointegration factor-like protein. The record is from RefSeq and is a predicted model, not a curated record. Lineage: Eukaryota; Metazoa; Chordata; Actinopteri; Beloniformes; Belonidae. Gene Ontology annotation, molecular function: DNA binding. The transcript is spliced from 2 exons. Bases 106 to 378 code for a protein of 90 amino acids.